UUGAUGUGGGUGAGAAUGGGAGGUGAGACAGGCUCCUCCUCAUGGCCACGUAGGGCUGUGUGCUCAAACCCAUUGACGUCAAUGAGCCAGGCUGGCACGAGCACCGUCUGUCAAUUAUGCGGGAGGGAAGUAACAUCCUGUAGGCUAUCCUCUCUUCUAUCGGAACAGACAGGAGGAGGAAGGUCCCGCAGCCUCAGGGGGAAACUACUCCACCAUGGGGGGACAUCCGUGAGCAGAUGAGCGGACAUGGAUGAAUCCAGCAGCAGUGAGUCCAGCAGAGGAGGAGCAGUGAGCAGGCUUUGAAUUACAGGCCUGCCCCCUCUCUCCAUCACCCAGCCCCCCCCCAACACAGACGCUACAUUCACCAGAGGAAACGGAAAAGAGGAAACAAGAAAGCUUUUUCAUUUCCAAAACCCCGGGGCUGUGGAAAGAACACAGAGUUCCUUUCUUUUAAAAACCUAAACUUCUCCACUUGUUGGCUUCAUCGUCAGACCACAAACACCCGGCCUUUCCUUCCUGUUAUUCCCACUUUUUAUUUUGCCCAUCUUUUCCUCCAGCUGUUUGCAGCUGGCAGAAAAGCACCCGCCCUGUUCGGGUUAAGAGGGACCGAGAGUGACCGGAGGAGGAGAAGAUAGAAGAAGAUGCCUCCACAACAACCUCCACAAUCUCAGAUGAAGAAGAAUAUCCUCAAGUUCCUCCAGAGUUUCCUGGGAAUCAUCCGGAUCCUGCAGAUCGUGUUCGGAGCCGGCCUGUGGGUCACCAUCGCCGCCAACAAAUACGAGGGCUCCAUCCACUUCGUCCUGUUCGUGGCGGUGCUCUUCUGGCUCCUCACCCUCGGCCUCUUCUUCCUCACCCUGCUGGACAAGCAGGACCUGGUCCCGCUGCUCGGAGGAGACCGCUGGUCGGACACCAACCUGGCUCACGACGUGGCCGCCACGGUGCUCUACCUGCCGGCUAUAGGAGUCAUGAUCUACAAGACGGACCGACACGCCUACUGCAACCUGGAGCUGUACACGCACCUCUGUCUGUACAAGGUCUACCUGACGGCUGCUGUGUUCGCCUGCCUGUGCUGCCUGGCUUACCUCCUGAGCCUUAUUUAUGGGGCAUGCAGGAAGUGUCGAGGAGAACAGACCCUACCUGUUGCCAUCUGAUGACUGGAUACAGGGAGAGGGGUAUAUAUGGGUCCUUCAGGGGGGCAUCCACAGCAAGAUGAGGAAUAGUUCACUUCACUGUAAUUUAACUCAACAGCUACUCUAAUCACAGGUUUGUCUCUAUUGUCUCCCCACACACCAAAACCUUCCACUUUGGUGGUAGUGGAGCGGAUAGUGGAAAAAGCAUGCAAAUAGUGAUACAAGCACCAAAUUUGGCAUGAUGAUUCCAGAGGGGACACUGAGCAAAUAUGAACGAUUGGCAACUUGAAAAUCCAAGAUGACCAUGGCCAUUUGUCACGAUGGCCGCCAAUGGUUUCUCUCAUAAAAAUUCAUCUACUUGGUCGAUAUCAGUGAUCUUGGUUGUCAAAUUAUAUGUUGUCUAGCAUGCUGGAUCUAAUUUUGAUAGUUU
Messenger RNA from Sebastes umbrosus (honeycomb rockfish), 1560 nucleotides. RefSeq names its product MARVEL domain containing 1 (gene marveld1). Bases 642 to 1151 code for a protein of 169 amino acids. The transcript is spliced from 2 exons. Gene Ontology annotation, cellular component: membrane. NCBI's taxonomy places the organism in Eukaryota, Metazoa, Chordata, Actinopteri, Perciformes, Sebastidae. Gene Ontology annotation, molecular function: structural constituent of myelin sheath. The record is from RefSeq and is a predicted model, not a curated record. Gene Ontology annotation, biological process: myelination.